Branchiostoma floridae (Florida lancelet) is the source of this 1901-nucleotide messenger RNA. RefSeq lists its product as uncharacterized. The record is from RefSeq and is a predicted model, not a curated record. The coding region runs from base 335 to 1687 and encodes 450 amino acids. NCBI's taxonomy places the organism in Eukaryota, Metazoa, Chordata, Leptocardii, Amphioxiformes, Branchiostomatidae. The transcript has 4 exons. Gene Ontology annotation, molecular function: protein binding.
UUCCAGCGGCAGGAUUCUUGAACAGGUGGUAUGGGCACAGCGCAGCAGGUACACCCAAUCACGUGACCUGCAAUGUAAAUCAGACCUGAGUCUCCGUUAUACAGAACCAACAGUACAAUGGCAACGUUGUUUGGAACGGAUAUCUAUGUCAAAGGUCGUCUCAGCCUGUUUGUAUCGUUUGUAAUUCAGUCCAAGCGGGAUCCGAAUAACGGACCGAAUCAGCUGUGACGCUACACACGCUUCAAGUCUCGGUGAUCAGACGCCAAAGGGCCACCAGACGUCCUUCAAAUGCAAUCCACGCCUGGCGCAAGACUUUACUAGCACCGACUGUGAAAUGGUGACGCUUCAUCGUUUCGUCCCUCUGCAGGACGACUACAACACUCACCUCUUUACUUUCCUCGUCAGUUCGCCUUACGAUAUCAAGGACGAGAACUCGCGAGAGUUCGCGUACGCUAGCCAUAAAUGGUGCCUCCAUUUGGAAAGAAAGGACUAUGACAGGACUUUGGGCGCCUUUCUUUGCCUCCAGCGCACAAGAAAGAGGGUUGUUUGUAAGGUAGAUUACGCGCUAACAGUACUGCAUACUGAGGACGCUGCCAGGAACGUCUCUUUUCAAAGGAAGCAGUGUGAAUUCAUCCACGGCAACUCCUCACAGGGACAAAGGAGUCUCCUUCUGGAAGAAGAAAUAAGACAGGGUUAUGUGGAUUCUGACGGAAAUUUGACCGUUGAAUUGAGAAUAGGAAACUGCAGCACAACCUUUGGUGCAAUUCUGGACAUUUUGCCCAGGGGGCGCGCUGAUUUUCCCAGGUAUGACUCUUCUUAUUUCGAAUAUGGAGGCUUUGACUGGAACAUUUCUGUUCAUCCUAACGGAGAACACAUGGAAAACACCGACCAGAGCUACGUGCGCCUAAACAGACUGACUCAUUUUGACCACUUCUGCAGGCUCAGAUAUCGUUUGAUUGCCAGGUUCGCAGACGAGAAAAUUGACACUGGCGCGAAAGAGGAACUCUUCGAUUUUGGCGGGAAAGGAAAUGACCACCAGAUCGACCAAUCGCUCAGCAGGUUGACUAGAAGAGUUCGCUUGUUCCUACAUGUAGAACUGUUUUCGGCCGCACAUGUAAGCCAAGUCAAGGUUUACGCCACGGACUCCAUCAAAAAUCGUGCCUUUCUCCGUGAUACCGAAAAACAGUGUUGGUGCAUUGAGAGUGACGUCACCAACACUAAACUCGUCAAACUUCGGCUCAGAUACACGGACAUUUUCCAGAUGCCGCCCGACUAUUCACGCUAUGUUGCUUGGACCGCAAGAAUCGUUGGGCCCGCGGGAGAUUACCUGUGCAAAGGUGGGCCAUUCUCGGCGCUCUACGUCAGGUGUGAAAAGGACCCUUGGCACGAGAUGACCACGACGUUGCCAGCGGUGGAGCUAACGCGGAAGUCCAGCGGUUUGCUGGAUGUGUACGGGCGGCUGACGGUACAGGUGGACCUGCUGACGUCACACAUGACGUACCGGCCCACAUACGGCACUACUGACGCAGUCGUGUGGAGACAGUGUCAACAACUCAGGGAACAAGUUCAGAGUCAGGACCAGCUUUCCAGUGGGUCAUCUCCUGCAACACGACUGUCCGGAGACGGGUCCACUGGUCACAGACAUCCCCACUACUGGGCCAUGUUAUCUAGUCAACCCAAGUGGUAGACCCGCUUGUGUAUCUAACUACGUAACUUUUGAGGUUGUUCUGUCAUCUGAUUGGGUUUUGAUAUGAAUCGUGGUUAUGAUGACUGACUAAACGAUCCAUGUGUUUUGAUAAAUGCGCAACAUGCGUAUCAUUCCUGCAGCAAUGUGUAUUAUUACAAGAUAGCACUGAAGGUACGAGGUCGUGGAACUGUACACAAUCAUCACAGUGACUAUA